Molecule: messenger RNA, 2355 nt
Organism: Cladocopium goreaui
Lineage: Eukaryota; Dinophyceae; Suessiales; Symbiodiniaceae
Source: the annotation of a GenBank genome assembly
AUGUGCAGCAGUUCUAUAUUCAACUUGCAGGCUCUCGAGAAGCUGAUACGCCUCUGGGUCCGAGACAAACCCCAGCACCCCACCAUCGACGAGGUGCUCGAAAAGUGUUCAUCUUCAUCAGACAAGAUUUUGAUUGCUCCUCAUUUCGAUGUGACCUGUGAUAAUGGCACGGUGAAGAGCAUUGGCAUCAAAAGCAAAUCGAAUGCGACCAUCAGGGAUCUCAAUGAGGCACUUGAGGGCCUACCCGGGAUUCAGGAACUCGUUAUGGACGGCUCGAACAUCUCGGGUGACCUCAAGGAUUUGAACAUGCCAAGUGGGCUCUCAAGGCUUCAAAUGCGUUGGUGCGAUGUAAAGGCAGACUUGAAGGAUCUCCAAACGCACAGCUUGACGGCUCUGAAACUCUCCGGAACGAAGAUCCAUGGCAAAUUGGACGAUCUGAAUUGGGAACAGCUGGAAAUUUUGGACUUGCAAGGUGUCAAGUCUGUGACAGGAGAUCUCUCUACCGUGGGUCUCAACGAAUCAUCACCAUUGAGAGGCCUUUGGCUUCAAAAUACCAGAGUCACUGGAGACAUUGUGGAGCUGUUGAAGAGACACCCCAAGUUGGAAUAUUUGAAUUUGGGGCACACCCAGAUCUCCGGAGAGAUCAGAGAUGAGGGGAAAGGUAAGGAGGGCAUCAGCAAACAGUUGAAAGAGCUCAUGCUGCAGCACAGCAUGGUGAAGUUCAACAUGUCAAUCCCAGAAAACGAGGCAGAUCUUGCAUUCCCCAAACUGACCAAGCUGGACGUGUCCGGAAGUCCAUUGGACAUGGAGGUCUGGAAAUUCAUCUAUCCCUUUGCAAAGGCCAAUUAUCACCUCUGUGACGUGGCAGCGUCGGAGUGUGGUCUCUUUGGCCCUCUCGAAGGCAUCCACAGCGCAGGAAACUACCCUUUGAUGUGGCAAGUCCGUACCCUUGACCUCUCCAAGAACAACAUCACUGCCCUUCGAGGGGGGCCAAGAAACAUUCAUUUGGAUGUCAGCAACAACCCCAACUUGAAGGACAUUGCAAAAUCGUACUUUGGUGGAACCAAGGUCUUGGACAUUCGAAAUACCCAAGUCAACGGUAGAGGAAUGAUCAUGACGGCAAACGGCAGCGUUCAGGCUGCCGAGAAGCCAAUCUUGAGUGAAGUGAAGCCCAUCACCAACGGUACCUGGACCUGCAAGGAGGUGAGGCCAGUGAAGCCAUCGGCAGAGAAAUCCAUUGUGCUGAUAACACCUGAGGACUUUGCUCCUAAGGAACUCUGCAGUUGUGUGGAUGGCUUUGCUGGAGUUGGAACGAACUGCAUCAAGUGCACCAAUGGAUUUGAGCCCUUACCCCCAAAGCGAGAGUGCUGCGGCUGCCCAGAAGGCAAGACCCGAGUCAACUUUCAGGACAGCUCUGCUAACUCUGGCGACUCUGCUUGCCUCAGUUGCUAUGGCCGGGGCUGUGACGUGAGUUCCUGCCAACAUGACAGCUGCAGCACAGGCUAUAAAGGCGUGCUUUGUGGAUCGUGUGUGCAAGGCUAUCAGCAGCGAAUCUCCAGAAACUCUGACUCAUAUGAUGAAUGCCAAGAAUGUGAGACAACUCCCAGUUGGUUGCCUUGGAUUGUGGUGGUUGCUUACGGAGUGGGCCUUUUUGCGAUGAUGUGUUUCCUGAUCUUUCUGACGAAGCCAGGAGAGAAGGAUGCAGAAAGCGAUCGCAUGGAGGAGUUCAAAGAGCAGUGUCUUCUCCUUCUUUCCGUCAUUCAGCUUCUGAAGACCGCGCAGAGCACUAUGGAGGAGCUGCUGGACAGCCCAGUGCAAUUGAAGCUUGGAGAUUUGCUCUACUCAAUCUCAGUGCAAUGUGGAUUUCUGGGCUAUGAGAAUGGUCGAAUCCUUGAAGCACUGUCCUCAGCCUUCUGCUUGCCUUUGCUCUGCAUGGUGGGUUUGCUAGCAGCUUUCUGCCGUGGCAGUCCGUUCUGGGCUUUGAAGUUUUGCAUCUUUGUGACUUCAAUGCUGUUCGUUGGUACAAUCCAGGCUACCGUCUCCAACUUCAUGUGCACAAGCAAUGAUAGGGAUGACAUACCAUUGCUGAAGGCUUCCUAUUUGAAGGAAUUCCCCUUUGUGGCCUGUGAAGGUUCCAGCCCUUUGCACAUCAGCCUCUAUGUUGCCCUUGUGUUGAACGCUGGGGUGAUUCCUGGCAGCCUUCUCGUGCUGGCCCUCUAUGUGAGCAAUGAAACAGCAAAGGUCCGUGGCCUCUUCCGUCAGCUGCAACCGAGUUGCGCUUGUGGACUCACUGGAGAUGGUGUGAAGAUGGACUUCCGAUUGCCGCAAAGAGAUGACAAAGCGUCCCCAGCUUAG